Molecule: messenger RNA, 4320 nt
Organism: Pieris macdunnoughi
Lineage: Eukaryota; Metazoa; Arthropoda; Insecta; Lepidoptera; Pieridae
Source: the annotation of a GenBank genome assembly
AUGUCGACAGCGGUGAGGACGGCGCUGCUCUGCGCUGUCUUGCUCUGCUUCCAGCAAGUAAGCGCCGAGCUAAGAGGAAGGUGUCCAGCUCAGGAGAGCUCAUGUCCAGCAAGAGCAACACCGUGCAGCAAUGAUGAUGAAUGUGGCGAACAGAUUUGUUGCAACACGUCAUGUGGACAAGCCUGCGUAGACCCACUUUAUACAGGUUGUGAAAACAUAAAGCUGUCAUCAGAACGGAUUUCCCGCGCUCUGGCAGUUGAAAAUACUCGAAGCGGACGAAGGAUAAAAUCCCUGAGAUCCCCUAGAUGCAAAGCGGCGGAUGGGGAAUUCGAAGAGAUUCAGUGUGAUAAUGAAAUUGUUAGCUCCUGCUGGUGCGUUGAUCCUACUGGAUUUGAGGUUCCCGGGACUCGUGCGCCGGCGGCUGCUCUUGUAAACUGCACUCGUACAGCAUCAUGCGCUGCCCAUACUUGCCGUAUGCUCUGCCCACUUGGAUUCGAACUCGACGCCCGAGGCUGCCCUCUCUGCAAAUGCCGAGAUCCCUGCUCAUCUGUCACGUGUCCAGGAUCUCUAUCCUGCCAACUGGAGGAGACUCCCUGUCUCCGCCCGCCCUGCCCGCCAGUCCCUACUUGUAAAAGAGGCCGAAGCCUCCAAAAUAUCUGCCCAGUGGGAGAGCCUUUAUUAAUAUCCGAAACGAGUAGGCCUUUCCUCUGCGGGACCGAUCCAGGAAAACCGAACUGUCCCCCGCUCUACCGAUGUUUGGUUGAAUCAGGAAACGACUAUGGCGUCUGCUGCCCAGCUUCCUUAGAACUACAAAAAGCCGGUACUUGUCCAGCUCCGUCUACCAACGAGUUGGACUGUAGCACGCCAUGUGCUCAUGACCUCGAAUGUCCUUCAAUGCAAAAGUGCUGUGACGGAGGGGAGUGUGGACGUCAUUGCACUUUACCACACAAUGUUACGAUGUGCACCCAGCAAAAGAUGCUGGCAGAGUUAUUGGUUGUAAGCGAGAAGGAAGGCAGGGGAUAUGUCCCUCAAUGUAUGCCUGAUGGUAGCUUCUUUUCAAAGCAGUGCUCACGGAAUGGAUUAGUUUGCUGGUGCGUAGACUCCGAGGGUAACAAACUACGAGGUUCAAUGGGGCCAUCAGCGUCCGUCCAAUGUUCUGCUACUCCCCGUCCGGCAAGAUCUGGAGCCAGGAGCCUUAAUGCCUGCGCCAGGUCACUAUGCGCAGGAGUAUGUGAAUACGGAUACAAGACUGGUACAGAUGGAUGUCCGACCUGUGAAUGUGAUGACCCCUGCGCGGGCUACCCUUGUGGAGACGACGAAGAGUGUGUGAGGGUCAGGGACGCGGACUGUACGGGUGAUUUCUGUACUGGAUAUCCUGUGUGUCGACCAAGGAUAUCGUAUGAAAACCCGUGCGAAGUUGGAGUCCCAAUCACCGACGAGGAUGGAUCCGUAAUAUCCUGUGGCUCUGAGCAGGACUGUCCUUCUGGUCACAUCUGUUCUAUGACCAGAAGGAGUGGCGGUUCUGUCUGCUGUCCAGAUGUAACAGCUGAUAAUUCAACUGAGAGCGAAGUUAUUGAGAUUAACUUCGAGACCUGUGGAGCUGAAGCUGAAGCCGUGUGCAGUAUUAACUCAACAAGCGCGUGUUUGGAUGGUAACUGUGAAGAUGGAAUGCUGUGCUGUUCAACUUCAAAUUGCGGACCCAUUUGUAUCGACUCUGAUAAAAUCAGGCUACAGACAGACAGACUGGAUGAUAUUCCAACUAUGUGUGAAUACCUACGUGACUUCGACGAGAAGAUGGAGGGUACAGUAGAUGGCAUGAAACUGGCUUUACCAGCGCCAAGCUGCAAACCUGACGGAUCCUUUGCAUCACAACAAUGUGCACAAGGAAGGUGUUGGUGUGUGGACUCUUUCGGCACUGAGAUACCUGACACUUCAAGUACCAACUCAUCGGCAUUGGAUUGUGAGAAAAUUCGCUCAGACCUGUCCUGUCUUGAUCUAACCUGCCGUAUGGGCUGUGACUAUGGGUUCGAGAUUGGUUCCAAUAAGUGCCCAACUUGCCGGUGUCGCGAUCCAUGCGCGGGAGUAACAUGUCCUCAAGGUCGGGCUUGCGCACUCGUUGACGUAGCCUGUGACGCCGAUUACUGUCCGCCUGUACCAGCGUGUCUCCCUCGCAAAAGCGGGCAAUGUCCAUACCUUGUACCAUGGACGGGUGCGUGUGAAUGGGCGUGUCGGUCUGACAACGAAUGCGGCGAAGAUCAAAGAUGUUGUGCGACGGGAUGCGGCACAGCUUGCACGACUGUCGUGCAUCAUACCGCUUGUCAGCAGCGAAGAGCUCUAGCUUUACACAAAUCAGCUGAAAGUGGGAGUCCCCCAGUAUGGAGCUGGGUUCCGGAGUGUACUGAGGAUGGAUCAUACGAACGAGUCCAAUGCAGGGGUUCUGAAAAAACUUGUUGGUGUGUGGAUACUGUGGGCAACGAGAUAGCUGGAACCCGCGUAUCAAACUCCACUCCACCAUGUGAUGCCCCAGUCGAAUGUCCAUUGCCCCACUGCGAACACGACGACGUGUGUACCCACGGGAGGGUGUUGGAUGCCAGGGGAUGUCCCACCUGCACCUGCAGAGACCCUUGCGCUGAAGCCAAGUGUAGGGAUGAUGAGACCUGCGACCUGGUUCCAGUGGAUUGCGAGGGAGAGUCAUGCCCGCCAUUAGCCAGAUGUUCUCCAUCCCCUCAAUGCCCGGAGGGAGAACCUUUAUCAGCCCCCGAUGGUUCUGGAGUCCUCCUCUGCGGUCCUAGCGCUGCGGCCUGCCCUUCCACUCAUGCAUGUCGCUUCGCUCCCCACGAUUCUAGGCCUUCAGUGUGCUGUCCUAAACCACGAACUGUAUGUUUCGAGAACAAAGACGAAGGAGAUUGUCCGGAUGGCAAAGGUUUGAACGCGACAAGAUGGUAUUUCCAUCACGAGAGAAAUCGGUGCGAAAGAUUCAAAUACAACGGCUGCUCUGGCACACACAAUAACUUCCGCACUAAGGAAGAAUGUAACGCAGUCUGCCCUGUUUUAAGUCCAUGCGAGCGUCUACGAGAGAAAAACGAAGCGGCGUCGCAAAAGUUCGGCAAAGGCACCUUCAUACCCAAGUGUGACGUGUCUGGCGCUUGGGAACCAGUGCAGUGCAUGUCACAUAUUGAUGUAUGUUGGUGUGUAAACGGUCGCGGUGAGCCUCAAAAGGGGUCAUUAGUGCGCGGCGCGAAGCCGACCUGCAACUUCCGGCAGGCCCGGAAGUGGGUUAGGCGAGAUCCGCUUGACGAAAGAGCAAGGGCUGACGAAGUGCUAGAAGAGCUAAUACGACAGAUGACAACAUAUCGAAUAGAUGACUUCAAUGACGACAUAGAAGACUUUGACAGCAACGAGCUGUUGGACCAGAAUGACGAACCAGCUUCCACAGAAUCUGAAGAUACUUCAGUCCUAACGGAGGCCGUCGAACCAAGGAUUGCGCAGACAACGAAAAAAGAUGUACCAAUAGUUGUGAGAGAACGACCCGUUUUUAAGACCAAAUGUCAAAUGAUGCAGGAAGAAAUAGAUAAUGGUGGCGAGGGCUGGAAUCCUAGAUGCAUGUCAGACGGAUCAUUUUCGCCCCGGCAAUGUUCGCGUGGUCGUUGUUGGUGUGUCGACGCGGCCGGACAACGUCGGCCUUCACAUACUUUAAUAACUGACUUACCUGAUUCCGAUCCUUGUGAAAUUACACAAAUAGAGUCUGCUCUCCUUGAACUCGAACUAAUUGGAGCUGACAGUGCUGCUGGAGAAAGAGCUCGUUCGACGCUAUCUUCCCAUCUAACGUCUCUUGGCGCGCGGGUUCCGGUAACAGUCGUAAAAGAACGCAACGCCAUUAAGUUGCGUGCUUUGUUGCCGGGCCCAAGAUCAGCUGAUUUAGUAUACCAUUUGGAAUCUAUGGUGAAACAAGAAAAAAUGGAAGGCCUUAAAUCAGGUGAUGGCGUUCUUGGCGCUGAUGUUAUAAGAAGCGAAUACCGUCUAGUUGCAACACCACCUUCACCUGCCAUGCAGAGGGAGAUUGUAAGCGAAUCAACUGUAUCUGCAGCUACAUCUUAUCACACAGCGUUAAUCGUACUGGCAGCUACGUCUGCCUUUAUUAUAAGCGUCCUUUGUGUACUUGUAAUGUUAUAUCGAGCCCGACUACAAAGGGAACCCCAUAAAGCAGAAAGAUUUCUACCGGCAGCACCACCUGUAUAUGUCCUCUCAGCUGACGAGAAGGCGGAACUUGCUAGGGUACUUCAUGCACCUCCGACCAAUGACGACCAUUCCAGAGUAUAA